CACCUCCCCCAGCUUGUUUAAACAAGAUUUCUACAGCCCAGAAAAGUGGCUGUAGUCAAUAUCAGUGGAUUAAAAACUGAGAAGAUGAGGCCAGCUUUUCAGCCGUUGCUGCUGUUUAUAUGGCACAUGUGUCUGCUCACCACUGUAACAGCGGACAAUGUGUGCAAUCGGCCUCCUGAAGAGAAUGGCUCAGAGCUGAGCGGAGGACAGUUAUUUUUCGAACCAGGGACAGAGGUUACCCUGUCAUGCAGCCAGGGCUACUCGAGUGCCGGAGGGUCACGUAAAAUAACCUGCAAAAAGAAUGGAGAGUGGACCAUGCGCGAGCUGAAGUGCAACCCAAAGCGAUGUCCGGUUCCUGAAUCGCUGCAGAACGGAAAGGCAGACUUCGACGGGAUUGUUUAUAAAACCGUCAUCACAUAUUCCUGCCUGGAGGGAUACAUCUUGGAUGGAGCCACUCAAAGCCAAUGCUUACACACCGGCCAGUGGAGUCAACCGACCCCAGAGUGUAGACCUGUUGUUUGUGAUCUUCCGGUUAUUCCACCUUACGCUAAAAUCGUGUAUGACAGGCAGUUCAGCGGGGACACCGUAGAGUUCGGGUUUGGGGGGACCUAUGAGUGUUUGCCACCCAUGGCUCUGUUUGGUGAGAAAAGAGCUACAUGCACUGCUGACGGAACAUGGAGCGAACCACCGGAGUGCAAGCUGGUAACGUGUCCCGUGCCCAUAGUAAUAGACAAUGGAUUUCUGUCGUUUGCUGAGUUGCGUGAGCAUGGGUAUAAGGAAAAAGUCAAGUACGGCUGUAACAACCCUUAUGUUCUCGAUGGAACAGUUGAGGUUGAAUGUGAAAAAACUGGCUCAUGGUCCAGAAUUCCUGAAUGUAAAGCUCCUUGCAAGGUUAAUAUUGAAAGGGGACGCAUUUUUUACAAAGGCUUAAAGAAAUGGAUUGAAGACUUCAAGCCCAACCAGGUGUUGCACUCGGAGAGCGUCACUGUCUACUGUCUGGAUGAGAAGAGAAGUUGCGGCUAUCCUGUGAGCAUGCAGUGCAGAGACGGACAGAUGCCGAUCCCUGCCUGUUACAAUGAACCCAGUUACACCAAAUACAAAUUUAAUUCAGGCUCACUUCCAUCUGAGAUCAAGCAGUGCAACUGACCACUGGAACCUGGGACACCAAAAGGACAAAUAGAAAAGGACACUGAGAGCUGCUUAAAGAAAAACUUUAAAAUGACUCUUCUGGCACGUAGCAUUGUGAUUUAGGUUUCAUUUUCAAUGUUACAAUGUCAAGAAAUGUCAAAAAUGUAAGAGGAUUCUUUAACAUUAAAGGUUUUGCAUUUAAAUUA
Hemibagrus wyckioides is the source of this 1334-nucleotide messenger RNA. RefSeq names its product beta-2-glycoprotein 1-like. Bases 85 to 1146 code for a protein of 353 amino acids. NCBI's taxonomy places the organism in Eukaryota, Metazoa, Chordata, Actinopteri, Siluriformes, Bagridae. The record is from RefSeq and is a predicted model, not a curated record. The transcript is spliced from 8 exons.